AUGUCUGGAUUGGUGGCUCGUACGGGUCGGCAUCAGCAGCGCUAUGAGGAUGGUUAUCGCCUUGUUGCCGGGUGUGUUCCAUUUAGGUAUAAAGAUGGAAAUGACUGUGGGGACUCUUGUUCUGAAAAGAUUGUUGAAGUGCUUAUGAUUAAUUCAUCUAGUGGACCAGGUCUUUUGUUUCCAAAGGGAGGUUGGGAGAAUGAUGAAACUGUUGAGGAGGCUGCUGUAAGAGAAGCUAUUGAAGAAGCAGGAGUUCGAGGAGACCUAAGGGACUUUCUUGGGUACUAUGAAUUUAGAAGUAAGACUCACCAAGAUGAGUUCAGUCCAAAAGGUUUAUGUAGAGCAGCAAUGUUUGCCUUAUUUGUUAAGGAGGAACUUGAGUCAUGGCCUGAGCAAAGCACUAGAAAUAGGAGUUGGCUGACUAUAUCAGAGGCACGUGGAAGCUGCCGGCAUGCUUGGAUGAGGGAUGCCCUGCGAUGCUUCUCUAAAUGGCACGAGGAUAAAUUGGACAGAGUUAUAGUUCAAAGCACAUUUGGUAGCGGGGAGGCUUUCCACUUCUAUGCACAAGCUCAGGCCCAGAAAAGCAUAGACUAA
Messenger RNA from Gastrolobium bilobum, 594 nucleotides. Its product is annotated as nudix hydrolase 16, mitochondrial-like. Gene Ontology annotation, cellular component: cytoplasm; nucleus. Gene Ontology annotation, molecular function: pyrophosphatase activity. The coding region runs from base 1 to 594 and encodes 197 amino acids. NCBI's taxonomy places the organism in Eukaryota, Viridiplantae, Streptophyta, Magnoliopsida, Fabales, Fabaceae. The record is from RefSeq and is a predicted model, not a curated record. The transcript is spliced from 5 exons.